AAUUGUUUCUCGUGUUAGAAAAACAUGAAAAAUUGUCAAAGAAAUGUAAUUUAAUCAUAAUAAAAUUUCUUUGUCAAAUAAAAUUGUCGUCUUGGUCGUUUUUCACGGAACGUUAAAAUACAAACCUCAUCAUUCAACUCAUCUUCAGUGGCGUCAUCCCAUAUUGAUAGCCAAGACGACAUGGAAACAGCAAAGGCUAAACAUUUCGUCAAAGAGUUAUUGAAGGCUCGCAUUUUCUUAGGCCGUUACAUUGAAAGGCGUUUAAUUGACCAGAAGAUUGGAUACCGUGAUAUUAUAUUAGUGAGUGCCGCCGAAGUCGAGUUGAAGAGAGAUUUAGUAGAAGCCCAGUACUCCUUAAGGUCUGCAUACCCUAAUACUUGGAUAGGUAUCGCGGAGUCUGAAACACUGGAGAUCAACACGUCCGGUUUGUGUCUUUGUACGGAGAUAGAAAACCAACCAUUCGGACCUUUUUGGUUUCAAAUCAAAAGUAUUAAAUUCAGAGAUGUGGAAAUUAUGGUAAGCCUAAAAUGCAUCAGGUAUAUUUCAGAAUCAUUUUUGGAGAUUGAACCAUUACUAACUAGAUCAAGCAUAAAGAAAAUCAAAGAAGCGAAUGACACAAAACCAGAUAGCAGUGUUGAAACAUUGAGUGAGACUUACAAUGAUAUAGUUGUAACAUUAAAGAGUGCUUUAUCCAUCAGUAAUGUUAAAGAAUUUGUGACCUUUUUGUUUGCUUUUAUAAUAGCAAUAUUUACUGGAAGUACUGCAUUUGUGAACUUCCUAGGAAACUUUAUUUUGGCAUUGAUAAGAGAAAUGUCAAUACUGAUAAAAAAUUCUACACCCAUGUUUCUGGGUUUGUUAGACUUCUUCAGUAAAAUAGUUGGAGGAUUUUACAUAUUGUUGGCUAUGUUCUUCAAGCCAAGCAAUCCAGUUCCACCGAAUAAACGCAGCAUUGCUUAUAACCAGCGCUAUCAACAUCGCAGUAGCCACUUCAAUGACGAUGGACAGUUUGAUUGAUUUUGAAUUUUUGUACUAAGUACUUGAUAUUAAGAAUACAUUUUUAUUUUUAUAUUAAUCAUUCAUAAAAUGAUUUGUAUUGCAUUUAAAGGGUUCCACUAGCAUUUAAUGUAGGUAUCAAUUGUAACUUCAUAUUUCAGCUUGCAUCAUGAAGGUUAUCAUAGUUAUAUUACAAUACAAUGCAUUAAAUAUAAUUUAUGGAUAAAAUAUCAUAUAGGUAUUGGGCAAUAAUGAAUUUCAAUAGAUUGGUGCUUGGUUAAAAAAUUUUACAAAAAUGUGUAUAAUUUUUCUCAUAGCUGGUAACAAAGUUACAAAUUCCCAUUUAACAUUCCUUCAGUUUUUGUACUAACCAAAUAUUCAAAGCUAAAGCAGAAAAAAGCUAUAAAUUAUGAUACAUCACUUUCUCUUUUCUAAAAUAAAACAUUUUUGUAAUAAUUUGUAAAAUAAUAAAUAAAACUAUUUGCAUAUUAUACAGUAAAGAAAUGUAUUAUUGUUAUUGGUAAUUUAUUUAAAUUUUAUACUUAAAAUUACAUAGUGACACUCAAUAGAUUAUUUGGAUGUAUUUUGACUGUUAAUAUUGUCCUUAUUAGAUAUUAUAAUUAUUAUUUAUUUAUUUUUUGUUGGGUGUUGUCUAAUAGUAAUUUAAAGUGCUUGUGAAAUUUAAUACCAAAUUUUGAAAACUAUGGAACUAUGUACACCCUGGUAUGAUUUAUCACAAUCUGGUAUAAUUUAUUGAUUAUGCCAGAGACCCUGGGUUUACACAGUACCCUUAGAUUAUGAGUGACUGACUUAUAUUAUGAGUUUAUUAGACUUUAGAUUUUAUACUUGUUACUUUAGCAAUUUGUUUGUUUGUGAUAUGCUUUUCUUUUUACUUUGAGUAAAUACAUGUAUAAUUUGUUCUAUAAUAA
Molecule: messenger RNA, 1922 nt
Organism: Ostrinia nubilalis (European corn borer)
Lineage: Eukaryota; Metazoa; Arthropoda; Insecta; Lepidoptera; Crambidae
Exons: 2
Coding region: 181-1014 (277 amino acids)
Source: RefSeq, a predicted model, not a curated record